Messenger RNA from Leptonychotes weddellii (Weddell seal), 1403 nucleotides. The record is from RefSeq and is a predicted model, not a curated record. Lineage: Eukaryota; Metazoa; Chordata; Mammalia; Carnivora; Phocidae.
AUGUCUAAGAAUAUCCCUAAAAUCCUUGAAUUAUUAUAUGACUUUAUAUUUCUGUCUACCUUUAUGGUGUUUAGUUUAGCAGUUUCCCUACAGCUAUUACAUGGAGAUAUUGAACAAAUCAGAAGAGAAUACUCAUCAGUAUUUUCUCACGGAGUGUCUAUAACGAGGAAGUUGGGUUUUUCUAAUAUUAUUAUGCCUGGUGAAAUGAGAAAUGAUUUAUACAUCACUAUAGAAAGGGGCGAAUUUGAGAAAGGAGGGAAGAGCGUGGCCAGAAACGUGGAAGUGACCAUGUUCAUUGUGGAGAAUAGUGGCCAGAUCUUAAAGGAUUUUAUCUCCUUCGGCUCUGGAGAGCCGCCAGCUAGUGAGUACCACUCCUUUGUGCUUUAUCAUAACAACAGUCCCAGGUGGUCCGAACUGCUCAAACUUCCUAUUCCUGUGGAUAAAUUCAGGGGCGCACACAUCCGCUUUGAAUUUCGGCAUUGUUCCACAAAGGAGAAAGGAGAGAAGAAACUGUUUGGUUUCUCCUUCGUCCCUCUGAUGCAGGAAGAUGGUAGGACUCUUCCAGAUGGCACUCAUGAGCUCAUCGUGCAUAAGAAACCAAGAACAGAACAAAGAGAUCUCAUCAAAGUUCUCAAGUGGUAUGUGGACAGGAUAACGGAAGCGGAACGGCAAGAACACAUCCAGGAGGUGUUGAAGGCACAAGAAUAUAUUUUUAAGUAUAUAGUGCAAUCUCGAAGGCUCUUUUCCCUCGCCACCGGGGGGCAAAAUGAAGAGGAAUUUCGCUGCUGCAUUCAGGAGCUCCUUAUGUCGGUCCGUUUCUUCCUUUCUCAAGAGAGCAAAGGGUCAGGAGCGUUAUCUCAAUCACAGGCUGUGUUUCUGAGCUCCUUCCCAGCUGUGUACUCAGAGCUCCUGAAGCUCUUUGAUAUCAGGGAAGUGGCCAACUUGGUGCAGGACACCCUGGGCAGUCUGCCGACCAUCGUGCAUGUGGAUGACUCCCUGCAGGCCGUGAAGCUGCAGUGCAUCGGCAAAACCGUGGAAAGCCAGCUUUAUACCAAUCCAGAUUCCAGGUACAUUCUCUUGCCUGUCGUGUUACAUCACCUCCACAUGCACCUGCAAGAACAGAAGGACCUGAUCAUGUGCGCACGUAUCCUUAGCAACGUAUUUUGUCUCAUCAAGAAAAAUAGCUCAGAGAAAUCUGUGUUGGAGGAAAUAGAUGUGAUAGUGGCCAGCCUGCUGGACAUCCUGCUGAGAACCAUAUUGGAGAUCACCAGUCGACCUCAGCCGUCCGGCUCUGCCAUGAGGCUCCAAUUCCAGGAUGUCACUAUUGCUUGAGGAAAUAAGAAUAAUGAAAUAGAGAAACAGGAGUCAGGUGUUCUGAGUUCUAAUUCUGGAUUUCUCACUGU